Messenger RNA from Racocetra persica, 336 nucleotides. The record is from the annotation of a GenBank genome assembly. NCBI's taxonomy places the organism in Eukaryota, Fungi, Glomeromycota, Glomeromycetes, Diversisporales, Gigasporaceae.
UGUUCUUAAAAAAGGAACUCAGCAAGACCCUUGAUCAAGAUUAUGAAAAGAAUAAUGAAUAUAGACAGCUAUUGAUUCAGUCUAUUCAUGGAUGCGCAAUCAAAUUUUCUGAAGUUGCAGCGAAUGUUGUUCAUGUGCUCAUGGAAUUCCUAGGAGAUUCAAAUAAUCCUGCUGCUAUCGAUGUAAUUGCAUUUGUUCGUGAGGUAGUGGAAAAGUUUCCAAACCUACGAUCAUCAAUAACGGAGAAAUUGCUCGAAACGUUUAUGGAUGUUAAAUCUGGAAAAGUAUUUCGAGGUGCCUUAUGGAUUGUAGGAGAGUACUGUACAGAAUGUCAAG